CCAAUGACAUGCGCAGCUCUGUCACUGAGGAGGAGGCUGUUGGCAAACUGCAAAAAUGACAUUUCUGCGUUAAACUCGGAAUUUAUGGAACAAGUUUCUGUUUCUUCAAAGUCACGGGACUGUACUCCAAACAACUGGGAGAGCUGACCAGGAGGAAACUGCUGUAACUAGUAUAUCCGCCCGUCGCGGCUUCAUUUCGGUUUGUGGAAAAUAUUCGUGUCCCAAAUCUGUUUAGGUUAAAUGAAACGGACGCUGGUAGGAUAAGCUAAGCUAACUGGCUAAAGCUACAGGGCCUGGGAAUUCCAUUAGAUAAAAAUUAAUCUUAUGUAUGUUUUUCUAUUCAUGAAGCGUUCUGUUUUUACGGGGCUUUAUUAUUAAUUUGUGGAGGUAGCGUUUAUUAGCUUAUUUAACGUUUACGUUAGCUACAUUGGGUGAUUAUAUUAGCUGGUAACUAUAUUUUGGCGUUAGCUAAGCUAACCUAGCUAACGCUAACUUUACUAACUAACGCUAGGUUACCGAUAAGUUCCUCCUGUAAACAGACUGAUUUUAACUGUAAAAACUAGUUUAAAACUACCUUUAAACUGUUACAACGGGAGAACAGCUGUGUUGGUAAUUUUUAGACAGCAGUAUUUGACUGUUCACGUUGCAGAAAUAAUAGUUUAUUAUUACUAAUAAUGAGCCGGAGACUGACAGCGCUUAGUUAACGCUAACGCUAACUGAACACUAGCCGAAGUGUCAGACUGCGCUAAGCUCAUUUAAAGGCGAUUAUCUAGUUAGCUAACACAAUCUGUCUUCAGGCGAAGGUUUAAAAAUGCAGGCACUGGGUCGUGUUUAAGUGCAAUAUUGAGUGAUAAGUUGCUUGUUAAGCCAAUGGCUCUUCUGGACAAGCUGGAAAACGGGCGAAUGUCCGCGGACACUGUGAGUUUGCGGACUGUGGGCAGUCAUCUGGAUGAGGAGAGCUCCCUGGGAUCAGACUCGGAGCUGAAUGGCUUCACCAGCUCCAGGGACACGGACAAGUACGGGUUUAUUGGAGGCGCCCAGAAGUAUUCAGCAGAAUCGGCUGAUGAUGUGCCCCCAGAUGUGUUGAGACAGAGAGAGGUGAAAUGGUUGGACAUGCUGAGUAACUGGGACAAAUGGAUCAGCAAAAGAUUCACAAAGGUGAGGCUGCGAUGUCAGAAGGGAAUUCCUCCAUCGUUGAGAGGCAGGGCGUGGCUUUACCUGUCUGGAGGAAAAGUGAAGAAAGAACGAAACGAUGGCAAAUUCAAGGAGCUGGACAGCAUGGAAGGAGAUCCGAAGUGGAUAGACGUAAUUGAGAGAGAUUUACACAGACAGUUUCCUUUCCAUGAGAUGUUUGUGUCACGAGGAGGACACGGGCAGCAGGACUUGUUGCGGGUGCUGAAGGCCUACACUUUAUACAGGCCUGAUGAGGGCUACUGUCAAGCUCAGGCUCCAAUUGCUGCAGUGCUGCUGAUGCACAUGCCUGCUGAGGAUGCCUUUUGGGGACUGGUUCAAAUUUGUGAGAAGUACCUCCCUGGUUACUACAGUGCAGGCCUGGAAGCAAUUCAGCUGGAUGGAGAGAUCCUGAAUGCACUGCUGAAGCGUGUGUGUCCUACAGCGUACAGACACCUGGACAAGCACAAAAUUGAACCCAUCCUAUACAUGACAGAGUGGUUUAUGUGUGCAUUCUCCAGAACUUUGCCCUGGGCAUCUGUGCUUAGGGUGUGGGAUAUGUUCCUGUGUGAUGGUGUGAAGAUAAUAUUCCGUGUGGGUCUGGUGUUGAUGAAGUGUAUGCUGGGCACUCGUGAGAAGUUAAAGUCCUGCCCUGGUCAGUAUGAAACUAUGGAGCUACUCAGAGCCCUGGAUCCCAGAUACAUGCAGGAGGCCUUCCUUGUGCAACAGGUGAUCGAGCUGCCCAUCUCAGCACGUGAUGUGGAACGGGAAAACCGAGUGCAGCUGAAGCGUUGGAAGAAAAAACACGGUGAGCUCAGUUACAAAGCUCCUCCCAGAUUGCAUGGCGCUCGGGCCAUUAUGGAUGCCGAACCUCACACGCGGCAAGAUCUCCGCCAGAAGCCUACCAUUAUCGUCCAUUACCCCUCAGCUCCUGAGCUCAACCCUGACUUCAAUCGCAGUAAAAAGAGGGGGACUUUCAGAAGAAAUCCGCCCCUGGACAUUCAAAAUCCAUACGCCCUACCCGCUGACUCCAAACCUACCCAUCCGACAACUGUUGCUAAUCAACAUGGCCAGCAUUCACUUCCAGCACAGCCGUCUAACCAGCCACCUCCAAAGCUUCCAGCUUCACAUGAAACUUCUCAGCCACUGCAGCAACCUUCAUUCACUAACCAGAAGCCACCCAUUAAAGAAGCACUUCCUCCUGUAGAGCUGCCCAAACAGUCCUCAAACUCUUCAGUCAAUCAGAAUUCCUCAGAAUCUGCACUAAAUUCCUCUUUCUCUCAGCUUGCUAUCACAUCUCAACCCUUGCACCUUCCUCCACCACCAAGCUUCGCUCAAAUCCAGCCACCACCACCCAAAACUCCACCUCCCCCAGCACCCACAGUAGAAGAGCCAGUUCAUGGCUGGCGUCCACACCUGCAAGACCACCCACCUGUCCAAACCUCAGCACCUGUGUCAACACCUGUUCCAAUUCCUGUUCCCAUCCCUGUUCUCAUCCCUGAGGAUUUAGCAGUGCAUGAAGUUGCUUCAGAUCCACCACCCACUACAAGCUCAGUUCCUCUGCUUCCAGCCAGCGUUCCUGCUGAUGAGGACUCUAGCACCGCCAGUGAAAACAACACCCUACGCAACUCCUCUGAAAGUGUCAACAGCUCAGAAGACACUUACUUGUAGCUUUCUGUCUCCAUCUAGUGGUGUUGAGUAACAAUGGCGUUUCUAGCACGGUCUGUGGCCUGCAGUCUGGGAAAUGUUUUUUGCCUAAAUGUAAAUACUGGCAAACGGGGAGAAAGCCUGCAGAACAAGAUAAAGAUAAAGCAAAUUUAAUCAAAUUCAGAGACAUUUAUUGUUUCAUUUGGGAGUAAAUAUUCAGAGUUUAAAAAAUCCAUAACCUGUGAUAACUUUCCAAGAAUUCACUACUGACGGAAACUCGUCUUACAGAGACCUCUAACUGAGAAAAAUCAAGACUCGUGGAUGUUCAAACGUCAUUUUUUUAAAGGCUUCACCUGCAACAUUCAUCUCUGACUGCUCAUGUAAAUAAGAUUUAUAUAUAAAGAUAUAGGCCAUACAGUUCUUUAUGUGCUCAGGCAUGGCCUUUAUACGCUGAUCAGCUUUCAAAAACAAGCAUUUCCUGGACCCAUCAAUCCUCUAAAGCUGAUGGAAAAAUAGUGGAUUGAUGGAGUGAGUUAAUGACUCCUAUUCACUGCUUUAGAACCAGCUCCAGCACUAAAUGCCAGAAGAGGCUGUGUUUAAAUCUCUAAUUUCCAGCUUCUUUCUACUGACUUAUUUGCUGCUUUAAAAAAAAGAGGUCAUUCUAACACACUUAUAUAUUUGUGCUCAAAUACACUUGUAUACCUGCCUUUCUGUAUAAAUGCAUAGCAAGGACCACUAAUGCAGAAUUAUUAAUCACGUGACUCACUUCAGGUUACAAGCAAAGCUUUUCAGUUUUUUUUAUUCAUGUUAAAGAGAUACUCCAUAAUUUCUCAUCCAGAUCUCUGUGUGUAGCAGAUAGUUGGUCACUAUGGACACAGUUGGUUGUGUAUUUAUGACAGAAGAUCAAAUAACCAUCAAAUCAAAAACUAUAGUUUCUCUUAAACAAGAAAAAAGGAGGAGUGGCAGAAAAUGUGCAUUAAAAUAGAACAUUUGCAUGGACAGAAAGUUUGGGACACUUACACAUUACAUCUAUAGGACAUUUUAUGACCUCCCGUUCUAAAUCUACAUGUGUUAUAAUAUGGCUUUUGUAAGCACUUUGAUGCACUAUAACUGUAGGUUUGGAACCCUUCUGGAACUCAGCAGAGCGUUGGUGACUUUUAUACUCUAUAUUCUUCUGCAUUUAGACCAUGUAAAGUUACGCAGCAGAGUUCCUGUGGUUCCGAAAAAGCUGAUAGUGGAAUAUCAGAAAUCUAAGAAAUUUUACCAGCAUGUUGUAUUCUCUGACUAAUGCUUGUAAAGGCAUAAUUGAUGGUUAGAUGCUUGAUUUUAUCCAGCAGUGGCCCGGGGACUGAAUGAAACUUCUGUAUUCACUGAUUUAGAGAUGUCCCAAUACUUUCUGUUCUUAUUGUGUCUGUUAAAGUUUCUGUUUUCAAUUUAUUAUAGAAUACCAUAUAAAAAUACCUGCUUCACCACUAGAACUUCCUAUUGAUUCCCUUUGUGAGUCAGUUGAGAAACAGUGGAGUAUUCCUCUCUGACAAGUAUGUGUGGAUGUUUUUCCACCUCCAGCCACUAGAGGGAAGACUUUGUCUAGAAAUGUUUACUGACGCUAAACACACAAAAAGUGCCUGAGCUGCUUCUCACUACAGCCUUCAUAAGGGAAUUUCUCAAGCUCUUUAUUACCAUUCAUGUGUCCAUACCUCAUUCUGGUUUCAGGUAAAGUCUUUGUACUCUGCAGUGUUUUCCAGUCUGACUAAGAGUUCAUCAAAUUGAAGACUGGAGGCUGGAGUAACUGUGGAUUUUAGCUCAUAAUGCACAGCUUAAAAUACAAAGCUCUAAUAAAUAAAGGUGCUACAAAAGGCUCUUUGAGUGAUACCGUAGAUACCGUUCAACAAGAGAUUUGUGUAGAAACACAGUUUUCGUGAAGGUUCUGACAACCGCCAAUGUUUUCUUUUUUGUUUUAUUUUAUAAGGAAAAUUGCAUUCUUUAUCAUUAAUGCAAAGCUGUUAAUCAUUCUGUUUACAACACAUUAUCUGAAUAAACACAGUAAGAGAAUCAGAUUUUUCUCAGAAACAAAUCCAUGAAAAUUCUUAGAAAGAUAUUGUUAAAUAAGACUUAUGUUUGUAUCAGAAUUUAAUGUAAGUGUGAAAAAUCUUGGUGAGGAAAAUGUGCAUGUAGUGAAAUAGGACAGCACAAUAUUGGGAAGAAAAACACAUUGUGAUUUUUUUUUCUAUAUAUCUUGCCGUAUUUAUGUAAAAAAAAAAAUCAGGCUUCACAUUGGAAAUACCCUCUGUAUAUUAACAAUUGGAUGUAAUCUGCCUCUGGUACAUAUGUCGUGAAAUCUGACAACAGUAUGAUUUAAUUUGCCUUAUCUGACUAUAUACACAUUGUAGUGGUGAUAUGGAAACGAUAUACUGUGCAGUCCUAAAGUAUCUUUGCACACACACACCCACACACACCUCUGUUACAAACAUGGCCCUAUGCUGCUCCUUUAAUGGCAGUGCCCACAGAUCCAUUUGAAGCACCUUUAUUUAUAAGACAGAGAACUGUGAGAUUACUGCAGUUAGUUCAGUUAAUGGGAGCUGUUACUUUAAUUUUACUUUUUACAUUGUUACUUUUACUAGCUGGAGCUUUGUGACACUAUUUUUUUUUCCCCAGAUAAUUUUUUCGGCACUUUUGUUUAUAUAAGAAUCUGAAUUUACUUUGUACUGAUUAGCAUACUUUUUAUCACAACUUACAAGCUUUCAAAAAGGUCAGAUUUGCUUUUGUCUAAUUUAACCUGCCUUAAAAUUCGACUGUUAUUCUGCAGAUUUUGUACAAUGGUGUAGUUGAAUUAGAUGCGCCUUAAUAAACAAAUAACCAAACUGAA
Astyanax mexicanus (Mexican tetra) is the source of this 5683-nucleotide messenger RNA. It is a transcript of the gene tbc1d10aa, whose product is annotated as TBC1 domain family, member 10Aa. The transcript is spliced from 9 exons. The record is from RefSeq and is a predicted model, not a curated record. Lineage: Eukaryota; Metazoa; Chordata; Actinopteri; Characiformes; Acestrorhamphidae. Bases 871 to 2841 code for a protein of 656 amino acids.